AAAUGCUUCAAAUAUCUAGUUCUUCUGCGGUCAUGUGAAUGCGUCGUCAUCAUUAUCAUCUGCUCAACUCAUUAUUCGGGCCAGCAACUGCCACAUCCUCGGCUCAUUCUCCAACCCUCAACCUUUAUCUCGGUCUCAAGAUCAAGAACAUUCCCAGACUACUAUAUGUACUCCGUACUCCCUCCUCCGAACCUAUCCCCGAUCGUGUCCAUUUCUACUCCGUCCCGUCCCUUCCCUUUUCUUUUUUUUUGCCUUGUCCUGCAUCUGCCCAGCUCCGGUGUAUCCAUCGGGAUUUAUCUGUUUCGGUCAAGUUCACUUUAUUGGCGCCGGUGAACGCAAGCAGCAGUGAUUGAGGGAAUCAGGUGGUGUGACCUCUUCUUGACCUGACAAUACAUCAUGUCGCCCCUUUCCUCUUCUUCCUCUUCUCCAUCUUCUUCUUUUUCCCUUACUUCUUCAUCCUCUCCAUCCUCUCCAUCCUCUUCCUCCACUGCUACCUCUACUUCUACCGCUCGCUCCCGUCUUGCUUCUCUCUCCUCGCACAUCAUGGGCUCUACCACCCCCUCCGUCUUUUCCACCGCCGUCGUGCCCGCCGCGCCAGAAGAUGCUCUCUUCGGUCUGGCUCAGGCUUUUCGCCAGGAUUCCUCCGACAAGAAGGUUGAUCUAGUCAUUGGCGCGUACCGCGACAACAAUGCCAAACCCUGGAUCCUGCCCGUCGUCAAGAAGGCCGACGAGCUCGUUCGCAAUGACCCCGCCCUCAAUCACGAAUACCUCCCCAUCAAAGGUCUCGCCGACUACACCACUGCCGCCCAGAAGUUGAUGAUUGGCGCAGACAGCCCUGCCAUUCGCGAGAACCGCGUAUGCACCUUCCAGACCAUCUCCGGCACCGGUGCCGUGCACCUGGGCGCUCUCUUCCUCUCCAAAUUCCACCCCUCCAACCCUAAGCCCACCGUCUACCUCUCCAACCCAACGUGGGCCAACCACAACCAAAUCUUCACCAACGUCAACCUCUCCCUCGCCAACUACCCCUACUUCGACCCGCAAACCAAGGGCCUCAACUUCUCUGGCAUGCUCUCCGCCCUUCGCGACGCUCCCAGCGGCUCCAUCAUCCUCCUGCACGUCUGUGCCCACAACCCCACCGGCGUCGACCUGACCCAAGACCAAUGGAAGGACGUCGCCGUCGUCAUGCGCGAGCGCAACCACUUCCCCUUCUUCGACUGCGCCUACCAGGGUUUCGCCUCGGGUGACCUCGCCCGCGACUCCUGGGCUGUGCGCUACUUCGUCGAGCAGGGCUUCGAGCUGUGCGUCGCGCAAUCUUUCGCCAAGAACUUUGGUCUGUAUGGUCAGCGCACGGGCGCCUUCCAUUUCGUCUCCGCCCCGGGUGCCGAGGCCACCCAGGCGAAUGCGCAUAUCGCGUCGCAGCUCGCCAUUCUGCAGCGCAGUGAGAUCAGUAAUCCGCCAGCGUACGGUGCGCGCAUUGCCAGCCGGGUGUUGAACGAUGAGGGUCUGUUCCAGGAGUGGGAGGAGGAUCUGAAGACGAUGAGUGGUCGCAUUGCGGAGAUGCGCAAGGGAUUGAGGGAGCGCCUGGAGAAGAAGGGCACGCCGGGCACUUGGAACCACAUUACGGAUCAGAUUGGCAUGUUCAGUUUCACCGGGUUGACUGAGACGCAAGUGAAGGUGUUGAAGGAGAAGUGGCAUGUCUAUAUG
This is a messenger RNA of Aspergillus neoniger CBS 115656, 1704 nucleotides long. Its product is annotated as aspartate aminotransferase. Gene Ontology annotation, cellular component: cytosol. The annotation marks the transcript as partial. Lineage: Eukaryota; Fungi; Ascomycota; Eurotiomycetes; Eurotiales; Aspergillaceae. Gene Ontology annotation, molecular function: L-aspartate:2-oxoglutarate transaminase activity; pyridoxal phosphate binding. Gene Ontology annotation, biological process: L-aspartate biosynthetic process. The transcript is spliced from 3 exons. The record is from RefSeq and is a predicted model, not a curated record.